Molecule: messenger RNA, 705 nt
Organism: Phaeoacremonium minimum UCRPA7
Lineage: Eukaryota; Fungi; Ascomycota; Sordariomycetes; Togniniales; Togniniaceae
Product: putative transmembrane protein 111 protein
Exons: 4
Coding region: 1-705 (234 amino acids)
Biological process (GO): protein folding in endoplasmic reticulum
Cellular component (GO): membrane; EMC complex
Source: RefSeq, a predicted model, not a curated record
AUGAUCCUGACAGGUAUUCUUCGACACUAUGCCUCGGUAAUGCUAGCUACCGCCCCAAAGAAGGUCGACCAGAAAGCGACGCGGGAGCAGAGAUCGCUCGUACACGGCAUCAGUGUGCGAAGCAACUUUCACGCGCUGUCCAAGAAAUCAUUCAACACUCGGAGGGAUGCUCUGAUUACCGCCUACGAAUCGGGCGCAUAUCUCAAGGCGCCUGAAAACCGCGGCCAAGCCCCGCCGAAUCCCAUGACCGACCCGAACGCUAUGGAAGGCAUGAUGGGCAUGAUGAAGAAUCAAAUGGCGAUGAUCAUUCCGAAUACCCUGAUCAUGAGCUGGAUCAACGCAUUUUUCAGUGGUUAUGUCAUUAUGAAACUCCCCUUCCCGCUGACCAUCAAGUUCAAGAGCAUGCUCCAGGCUGGGGUUGCUACGAAAGACAUGGAUCCGCGGUGGAUGUCAAGCAUCAGUUGGUAUUUCUUGUGUAUUUUUGGCCUACAACCUGUCUUCAACUUCCUUCUAGGAAGCGACAAUGCUGCAAGCCAAAUGGCCCAACAGAUGGGCCAGAUGGGCCCUCAGGCCCCUCAGAUGUUUGGACCUGGUGUGGAUCCUGACAAACAGUUCAUUGGAGAGGCCGAAAACAUCGCGGUGAUCGAGCACUACUCCGUGCUGGAUGAUGUGGAGGGUCGCCUGCUUCAGGGUAUCAAGAUAUAG